This is a messenger RNA of Nilaparvata lugens (brown planthopper), 1424 nucleotides long. RefSeq names its product twinkle protein, mitochondrial (gene mtDNA-helicase). Bases 318 to 1424 code for a protein of 368 amino acids. Gene Ontology annotation, cellular component: mitochondrion. Gene Ontology annotation, biological process: mitochondrial DNA replication. NCBI's taxonomy places the organism in Eukaryota, Metazoa, Arthropoda, Insecta, Hemiptera, Delphacidae. Gene Ontology annotation, molecular function: single-stranded DNA binding; 5'-3' DNA helicase activity. The record is from RefSeq and is a predicted model, not a curated record. The transcript is spliced from 5 exons.
UGGUUUUGGUUGUUUACUGAAAGUGAACGAAGUGUUCUGAAUGAACAUGUGUUUUCUAGGUUAUGUCAUUUUUUCAAGUUCAAGUAUAAAUGUUUAGCUGUUUAGUGUUGAGUUAGAGUUAAGAAUUUGUAAUUCUAUUUUCAAUCGGCAUCAAUAAUUUAUUUUUUUUAAUUUAUCAAGAUUUAAUUUUUACUCUAAGCUUGUUAAUUUCUAUAAUUUACCUACCAUGAGUUGUUAUUUUUGUGUUUAUCAUCUAUCUCAAGUUGUGGAUUGAGCUGAACAUUAACAAAAUUUGAUAAUUUUAAUUUUGUUACACAAUGUUGAAGCACUCCUUUUUAUUUAAUUGUAGCCUCUCUUCUAAAAUAAGAAUAUCGAAAGCUUUCUCUGAUUUAAACACGUUUCUAAGACGAUAUGAUGCAAUAAAUCAAUUGCCGCUAGUCUUCAAACCAUGUAUCAACAAUUACAGCUCUUUAAAUUGGAAGAGAACUUGUUUAAAAGUAUCCUGUAAGCAUAAAUUAAAUCAUUCACAAGUAAAUAAUUUUCAUGAUGUUCCAAACGACAAGUUUUCUGCAGCUUCUAUAGCUCAGGUGAAAAGCGUUUUAGAAUGCAACAAGAUUGAAUUUACAGAAGGAUUUUCAAGUUUAAUUAUUAAAUGUCCAAUAUGUGUGAGCAUGAAACGAACGGAAUUAUACAUCAACAAAGUUACUGGCCACACAGUAUGCAAGGGAUGUAAACGAACGGGUGACUGGAAUGACCUCCAAUCAGCACUGACUAGCAAAUCGGCCAGUGAAAAAGAAAGCGAAACCAGUGAAAAAAUAUCUGAACAAGAUCAUCCUUUGAAAAAGUACGACAAUGUAGCUGGCGAAAAAUGGAAAGCUCUUUCGAAAACAUCACAAUCUUUGCUUUCUAUGUCAAGUGACGAACGACGAGAAGCUAUGCAACGUUUCACAUCUAAGGAAAUAUCAGAGGACGUAAUCAAGCAGCUUGACGCUCACAUCAUGACUGGUGAAGAUGGAAGCAAAACAUUUGUGGUGCCUUUGAAGCAGUCUUCCAGUGAUGUGGUUGGCUUCAAACAAAUAGGACAAGAUGGAAGCGAGCUGGUGGAACCAUGUCGUAACUGUCGCGGCAUUUUGACCUACAAAUCAAAGCCAACAAGGAAGGACGCCACAGCUGUAAUUGUGCACAGUUUCAAGGAUUUCUUAGCAUUAGCCAAUCUCCAGUUAUAUUACCAUAUCAUCUGCUUACCUUAUGGAAUUACUAGUCUUCCUCAAGACAUUCUACCACUGCUAGAGAGAUAUAAGAAGAUAGUUUUGUGGUUCGGAAACGGGAGUGGAUCCUGGGAUGCAGCUAGACAAUUCGCCAAAAAACUUAACGAAGGAAGAUGCUUCUUCGUAAGUUUAGCAUGUGUCAGUCGAGCAGCCUAG